This is a messenger RNA of Botrytis sinoallii, 1263 nucleotides long. RefSeq lists its product as uncharacterized. The transcript has a single exon. Bases 1 to 1263 code for a protein of 420 amino acids. NCBI's taxonomy places the organism in Eukaryota, Fungi, Ascomycota, Leotiomycetes, Helotiales, Sclerotiniaceae. The record is from RefSeq and is a predicted model, not a curated record.
AUGUCUACAAAUGAACCCGAUUCUCUUGAUCCUCAACCCUCUCGAGCUCAGGAUCACACACUUCGUAUCUCCACUUCUCCUCGAAACAUUUCGAUAUCUAGUUCUCCACAGAAUCCUCAGUAUCUGUCAAAUUCUCCGCAGGAAGCUAGAUAUUCUGUUUCGCCAAGAGAGGCUCGACAUCUUUCUGCUGAAGACCAUCGAUCAUCUGCUUCAUCUACUGCUGAAGAGACUAGUUCUCUUAGAAAUACCCGAAAUAUCUCUCCCGAUAACCAACGUCGGCUCGUUUCACCUACUGCAGAAGAAUUAUACACAUAUGGAGAACCAUUCCCCGAGAUGCCAGAAUAUCCUCCGCAUGUCGCAGAUCCUUUAGUACAUAUUCAACAACCAUCUGACUCACAAGAUGGCUCGCAGAUGCCUAGAGAAGAAGUUACUUCUUUCGCUGGAUACUUCACAUUGAUUACAGAUUCGACUAUGGGAGUUGAGGAUGGAGAUGGAAGUCCGAAAACGCCAACGACACACCAUCCGUGUAAGAUCCAUUAUAUAUUUUCGGAUGAUGAGGAUUGUGAGGAAUUGAAAGAGGCUUGUUUGAGAAGUUUACCGGAUGCGUCAAACACAGAUACUUCAAAUAGUAAUUCCAUGACCAACAAGAGUUCUGGGGAAUUAAGAACCUCGGACUCGAGCUCAAGCUCAAAAUCAAUAGUAGCAACGAAGAAGGAAAACAAGGAUCCACAGGUGAAACAGAGAGAGGAAAGAGUUGUCAUUAUCGAUAUGAACGAAACGGGAGAUAGAGUAGUCAGAGCACAAAGUCUGAGUGACAAAUGGCAGGUUAUGGGAUGUGAGAUUGGGAAAGCACCGAUUUUUGAAAGUGUGGGUGAGGAGGGCGGAGAGAAGAAGGAGAAGGGAGGUGGAUUGAUGUUGAGGAUUGAUGGGGUGGGAAUACCCGUUCAUAAAGGGGACAAGGAGUUGAGUGGCAGUCGGGAGAAGGGGAAAGGAAAGGAAAUCAACGAGAUGAAUGAAAAAGAGAUUGCGAAUUUGGAUUUGGACAAAAUACUUGAGGGAUUCGAUAAACGGAUGGACAUUCUACGUAAGGUUAUUGGUGGUGUGGGUUGGGAUAUGGGAGAGACGGGUUUGAACAACUUUGAUGGAGAAGAAGCAGAUGAAGAACGAGACGAAGAACGAGAUAUGGCGAUAGCUGGAUUGCAGUCAGCGGAAGAAGAGCAGAGAGAGCGGGAGGUAGAUGGAGAAGCAUUUGAAGCUUCUUGA